UAAGGUGUACGAUUUGGGAGAGAAGAAAGAGAAAGAAAAGAAACAAAAAAAAAACAACAGAAAUGGGAUCAAAGUUUCAUGCUUUUAUGUUCCCAUGGUUUGGUUUUGGUCACAUGACUGCAUUUCUGCAUCUGGCUAACAAACUAGCGGAGAAAGGUCACAAAAUCACUUUCUUGCUCCCCAAGAAAGCUCUGAAGCAACUAGAACCUCUCAAUCUGUUCCCAGAAUGCAUUGUCUUUCACACUCUUACCAUCCCUUCUGUGGAUGGUCUCCCUGAUGGCGCCCAAACAACCGCGGAUAUACCAAUCACCUUAGGGGGCUUUCUGGCCUCAGCUAUGGAUCGCACACGCGGUCAGGUCGAAGAAGCGGUUCGAUUAGGUAAACCGGAUCUGAUUUUCUUCGAUUUUGCUCACUGGAUUCCUGAAGUAGCUAAAGAGUAUGGAGCCAAGUGUGUGAAUUUUCUAACGAUUUCCGCAGCAUGUGUAGCUAUCUCAUUUGUCCCUGGUCGUAGUCCAGAUGAGUUAACUGUUCCUCCUCCGGGGUACCCUUCGUCCAAGGUGGUGCUUCGCGGACAAGAAACCAACUUCUUGUCGUUUUUAUCCUAUCCCUUUGGUGAUGGAGUAACGUUUUACGAACGGAUCAUGACAGGGCUUGUUAAAUGCGAUGUCAUAUCGAUAAGGACUUGCCAGGAAAUCGAAGGAAUAUUCUGCGAUUUUAUUGAAAGGGAAUUUCAAAGAAAAGUUCUCUUGACGGGUCCAAUGCUUCCUGAGCCGGACAAUAUCAAACCACUAGAAGAUCGAUGGCAUCAAUGGCUGAACCGGUUUGAACCAGGAUCAGUAGUAUACUGUUCGCUUGGCAGCCAAAUCAUUCUUGAGAAGGAAGAAUUUCAAGAACUCUGUUUAGGAAUGGAGCUGACCGGUUUACCAUUUCUUGUAGCGGUAAAGCCACCAAAAGGCGCAUCUACGAUCCAGGAAGCCUUACCAGAAGGGUUCGAAGAUCGGGUUAAGGAGCGUGGAGUGGUUUGGGGAGAAUGGGUGCAGCAGCCACUGAUAUUGGCUCAUCCAUCGAUAGGUUGCUUUGUGAGCCAUUGUGGAUUUGGGUCAAUGUGGGAGUCUCUAUUGAAUGACUGCCAAAUAGUGUUUAUUCCACAUUUGGGUGAGCAAAUAUUCAACACCAGGUUAAUGAGCGAGGAACUUGAGGUUUCGGUGGAGGUGAAAAGAGAGGAAACAGGAUGGUUUUCAAAGGAGAACAUAAGCGGUGCGGUUAGGUCAGUGAUGGACAAUGACACCGAGCUAGGGAACCUAGUAAGGAGGAACCACGCCAAAUUGAAGGAGUCUCUACUUAGCUCUGGAAUAAUCAGUGGUUAUGCCAAUAAGUACGUAGAAGCACUUGAGAAACUAGUCUAAAAGAGACAAAACAUGAAAUAAAUUGCUUUGCAAGGAAACUUUGUUGGUCUUAAAUAAUGACGUCAUGUGAAUAAAGGAUGUCAUAUCGCUCGACUUAUUUGCUUAUUUUGUUAAUCACUUAUGAAUAAACGAUGUCAUAUCGUUGGUCUUGUAUGAAUUUUACAUGAGGAUUCCAUGCUUCUUCAAUAAAUUUCGAUCUCUUGUGUCA
Messenger RNA from Brassica rapa (field mustard), 1614 nucleotides. Its product is annotated as UDP-glycosyltransferase 79B6-like. Gene Ontology annotation, molecular function: UDP-glucosyltransferase activity. The record is from RefSeq and is a predicted model, not a curated record. NCBI's taxonomy places the organism in Eukaryota, Viridiplantae, Streptophyta, Magnoliopsida, Brassicales, Brassicaceae.